Messenger RNA from Mytilus californianus (California mussel), 8888 nucleotides. RefSeq names its product rho guanine nucleotide exchange factor 28-like. The transcript is spliced from 48 exons. The record is from RefSeq and is a predicted model, not a curated record. The coding region runs from base 143 to 6163 and encodes 2006 amino acids. NCBI's taxonomy places the organism in Eukaryota, Metazoa, Mollusca, Bivalvia, Mytilida, Mytilidae. Gene Ontology annotation, molecular function: guanyl-nucleotide exchange factor activity. Gene Ontology annotation, biological process: regulation of Rho protein signal transduction.
ACAAACAUUGACGUCUUGGAAUGUCCGUAGGACAUAUUAUGGCGGUCUAAAUAAUAACACAGACAAAAUAAAAAAAUGGAUACCUUUAUGUGAAUAUUGAACAAAACAGUUUUAAAAGAACUUGACAGAUUUUAAUUGAAGCAUGGUAGAAAAUGAGGAAAGCUUUAUGGCAUUUUCAACGACAGAAUCACCAGUUUAUGGUGGCAACAUUAUCACAAUAGAGAUACCAGAAGAAGCCAAUGUUCGACCUCCACUGUAUUUUGUAUAUGAAGGUUCUAAUCAGCGACAUAUUACCCUAGGGCAUUACCAUCAAGGAAAAGUUCAGUCAUUAAUUCCAGAACAUGAUUUUGAAGAACAGCUUCAGUUGAACUUCUGUGGUUACCUUGAGAAUGAACUUUGUAUCCUAGCAACAUCAGUUUUCCAGUAUUACAAAGACAGUACCUAUUAUUUAGCCUGGUAUCUUAUUGAUAGUGUGUAUAACAGUAAUUCUUUGGAUGACCUUGAACUUAUAAGAUCAGACAACUUUGACCUUUCUAAUGAAAUCUUGGAUACUCUUGAUGACAGACUUUACACUGCAUUAACCCAUUUAGAAGUACAAAUACCAGAACAUUGGACAGUGAUUGGUGAUUUUAAAACAACAGAUUUAACACAGCCUCCAGACAAGUCAACUUUAUUACAUUUUACUGCACAGUUAGGAUUGAUUAGAGUGGCAUCCUUUUUCCUGGAUAAACCUGGUGGUGAUAUAGCGUUGAAAACGCCAAAUCGCCAUGGUUACUUGCCAAGAGAAAUAGCAGCAGAGCAUGGAUAUACAGAACUUACAGAAUUAUUAACUGAAUACAGUCAGAAUUUUGUUCGAUUCGAUCGUAGACCAAUUUUUCAUCGCCAUGGUAUUAUUCAUUUCCAAGAGAAUGGUGAUUAUACAUUGACAACUUAUCUACAGAAACCUAUAGCGGAAGAUAUACAUCUCAUACAAGCUUUUGUCGACAGUAUGAACCAAAACAAUAGUGGCUUAAUCCAAAGCCAGACAGACUGGCCAGAACAGCAAGCAGAUAGUGGUAACAAUUUGGAAGAAAAUGCAGAUUCUACAUUAAAUGAUAUCCUUCAAAAAUCAAAAGACAUUCAUGUUGCCAUAGAAACAUUAGGGGAUUUAGAUAAACCUGAAAACAAGAUGGCCGAUCAGGAUGGAACUCAAGGUGACCUUGACAGUGAGAGAAGGGCAUCGAUUGAGGGAAUGGAAUAUAGCACAAACAAUAAUAUAGAAGCCAAUGCUGGUUAUGAAGGAAGCCUAGCUGAUCUGCAUGGAUUUAACCAACAGAUAUUUCGUUUGAGAGAUUACCAUAGAAACAAGUUUAUACAACAGGAUGUAAGGAAAGAUAAAUUAUCACGGAACAGUAGUUCAUGUCCGUCUUUACAAAAUCCUGAUUCUGAAGUUGCUCCUGCCAUAAAUGUGAAUGAAGGGCACCAUAGUUCUAUGCACAAUCUGGCCAAAGAUGAGGAACAGUCAGUACUGGCCGAGGAGUCCACCCCAUAUAAUGAAGAACUCAAUUCAGAUAUUCAAAUUGUUUCGGAUGAUGAUUCUAGAGUACAAAUUUGUGUAAAUGGCAUCACUCUUGAUAGUUCUGACGAUAUUAGAUUGGACACAAGUCUUAAUAGAUUUAUUAAAGAUUAUUAUGGGGACAACACCCCAGGAGUAAGACGCAGGAGUAGCUGGUGUCCACAAACAUCAACCAUCACCGAAGAUCUUCAUAACAAAUAUGUCAACCAGAGUUCUUUCUCGCAGGGAAAAAGAGAUAUAGACCAGAGAAGACAUGCCUUCUAUGCAAGUUUGAACCAACUUGAUGGAGAUGAUUCAGACGAUUCCUAUCAUGAUGCCAAGGAAGACAACAUAUCAACCAAUCGACAAAAUCCAUUAGACAUGGAUGCUAUUAGUAUAUCACCUUCAGAAUCAGGCUGCUCAAGUCCUUUCUAUAAAGAGGCUUCUGAUGAGAGAGGUUAUGAGCAAGGGUUAACUGGAGAUUCCCUUAUUGGAACACUUUACCAUUUACAACAAGAACUUGUUACUCCAAGAGACAAGAAAAAAACUCAGGUACGGAAUUUGUCCGAGGAGAUUAAUCAGAGUGGCGACUCUGAAGAAGAGAAUUCUAAAUUGACUGUUCCUCAACAUUCCAGUAACAUGACUAAAGCACAGUCAACACCUUCAAUACCACACGCUGUUUCGACAAGUGAAAAAUUGGGGCAUACUCGGGAUCCAAAACAACCACACCAUAGAUCCUACUUAUAUAUACAAAAACUCAUUGAAGAACAUGAUGCUCAGUUCCGUCGUCAACGGGAAAUCGAGGAAGAUGACGACGAAAAUACAAACAGAAUGCUGGCACAAGAAGAUAGAAAUAAGAAAUCUAAACUUUCAUUGUUAGAUUUUCUUAAUGACUCAAGUUUGAAUGAAGAACAGAAAUUAGCAAAGAAAGAAGAGAAGAAAAGAAAAACCAGUGUCUUCUCUCGGAUAUCAAGUAGCUACAGAACAAAAAAGCAUAAAGAUAAAGAAGGUAAAGGGAAGAAUACACACCAGUUUGUGUCUGUAUCAGUCAGCAACUCUACACCAUGUGCUGUUUGUAACAAAUCAAUGGCUAAUAAGUUAGCCCUUAGAUGUGAAAACUGCCUUAUAAAUGUCCAUGAAAGUUCUUGCAAAGAACAAGUGACUACCUGUGGCAGACUUGGGGGACCAUUAUCUACACAGAGUAUGAAGAAAAACAAACAACCAAAGAGGUCGUCAUUUUAUAGAAGGAAAAAGCUUCCACCAAGAGAAGGAGGAGAUCACAGAAUGUUAAAGGAGAAACAACACUCAGCAUCUUCAGUAACAGGCUUACGCCACACACAGUCUUUCAAGGACAACCGUUCAGCGUCUGCACCAUCUCGUUCACAGGUAACCUCAACACCUCUCAGCGCUAGCAUAGGCUCGUCAAAUAUAUUGUCUUCUAUUCCUGACUCAGACCCAGAGCUUGAGCUAGAGAAUCCCAACGUGAUACAUCGGCUUAGUUUGCCACCGUCUAGUUUAUCAUCACAGCUGGUGCAAGCAGGCUAUAUACCAUGGCGUAAGGCACACAAAUUUCACAAUGUCCAUAAGCCAAUCGAUGAAGACUUGGAACAGGAGACAUUUAGAGGAGUUCUCCUUCAAGGAUCCAGUACAGAUGGCCCUCCAGAAUCUCACGAGUCAUCUGACGAAAUUGAUGCACCAAGUGAUAGUAGCAGUGUACACAUAACUGACGACUUUUUAUCUGUAUAUAAAGAAGAACCAGAACAUUGGAGUGUUACAGUAGAUAAAAAGAUUUUAAAGAAAAUGAACUCGAAAGAUAUAAAACGACAGGACACAAUUUGGGAAUUGAUACAAACAGAAAGACAUCAUUGCAGAACACUUAAAAUUUUACAGAAGGUAUACAGUCAGGGCAUACUUCACGAUUUACUGAUGCCUCCAGAAACCGUUGACAAAUUGUUCCCAAAACUAGAUGAACUUAUAGAUAUUCAUAUGACAUUCCUUCAAAACUUACAAGAUUUACAGAACAAACGACCUGACCAUAGCGUGGAAUUUAUUGGUGAUACUUUAGUUAGACAGUUUAAUGAUGAGUCAGCAGAAAGUAUGAAGAAAUGUUAUGGAGCAUUUUGUGCCAAUCAAAAAGAAUCAGUGCAAUUUUAUAAAGAUCUUCUAAUUAAAGAUAGAAAAUUCGUUACUUUUAUACAGAGAUGCAGUCAUCACAGUUUAUGUAAAAAGCGUGAUAUUCCAUCAUUUUUACUGUUAGUAACUCAACGUCCAACCAAAUACCCAAUACUCAUAGAACAUAUACUCAAAAGUACAAAAGAUAAGAAAGACCGAGAGAAUUUAAGUAAAGCAUUACAAUUAAGUAAAGAGUUACUUCAAGGAAUCGAUGAACAUGUUGAUGCAUAUGAAUUAAAACGAAGACUUUCAGAAAUUUACCAGAAACUGGAUUCAAAGUCCUUUGCAACAUACAAAAACAGAAAAUUUAAGAGAUCAGAUAUAUAUUCGAACAAUAGAAGUUUAGUGUAUGAUGGUCAGGUCCACAUGAGAAGUGCUAGAGGAAAACAUACAGAAGUAAUAUGUGUAGUUUUAACAGAUCUUAUAUUUUUCCUGCAAGAUGUUAAUGGAAGAUACAAUUUUCAAUCCCAAGAUGACAAGUCCUGUGUAAUACCUCUCUUUGAACUGCUGGUCAGGGAAAAGUGUGACACUAGAGAUAGUCGUGGAAUAUACCUCAUAAGUCAUAACAAGAAGAAUCCUGAGAUGUAUGAGAUAGUGUGUAAUACAUCAACAGACCGACAGAAAUGGAUAUCUAUAUUACAGAAAGCUGCCACUAACUGUCCCCCAGAUUCUGCUGAAGUUGAUGAGGAAGAUAGUGUAAGAGAAGAACAAAGAAGAUUGACGGAAUCAAGGUCAGCUAAGGUCAAUGAAAUCAUUGAACAAUUGCAUAAAAAAGAUUACGAAAUAAAGCAGAUUUGUGAUGACAAAAAUAAACUAAUGGUAGAACUGUUAGAAAUAUACAGCUGUAGAGAGGAGAAUAGAUCUCAGAGACCUGGUUCAAUGGAAGACGAAGGCACUGAACAUAUGGAAGCACUGCAGGCAGCUCUUCAAGAAGUUUCAGUGACUGCAUCACAUUUAACCACAAUACUACAAGGAAAUAAUGGAAAUGGUUCUCAGCUAAGUCGUCAUGUCAGUAGUGUUGGGGAACAUUUCAGUAACUCCUACCAAGUACCACCAGUGCCAAAACGGGCUGAGACAUUUGCAGGAUUUGAUAGUCAGUUUGAGGUGCCAAAAGCUUUAUUACCAAAGAAGAAGCAAAUAUCAGAGGAUCAAGAACUUGAAGGUCAAACUUCAAGUAGUUUACAAAAUUUAGAUAGGGCAGUAGAUAGUGACUCAGAGUUAUCUCAACUUGCCGAUGUUUCUAUGGCAUCAUAUAAGCAAAUUGAACAUGAUGACUCUAUGGACAGUAGUAAAGUGUAUGAUAGAUACAGUAGUGAUAAUGGUUCCUAUGGUGAUAUGUCUGGUUCCUCUACAUAUUCAAUGUGGGUGUCAGGCGACCAUGUCCAUUCAAUAGCCCAGCUCUCAAGAUCUCUUCAAAGCAUUGUACAUUUGACAGAAAAACAAGUAACAGCAGUAGAGAGUCUAAGGGCACAACUGGCUGAGGCAAACGAAAAAAUCAAUAAUUUAUCAGCGGAGGUUCACGAUAGGAAAGGAGGGUUGAGACAUAAUCAAUUAGAGGAACUUCGUAACUUACAGGAAGAGGUAAGGAGAGACAGACAGAAACUGGAGAAAGAAAAGGAAAGAGAAAGAAUGGUGAUAGAACAUGAAAGAACAAUUCUUGAGGAAGAGAGGAAAGAACUAGACAAAAAAGAAUCUGAACUUCAAAAUCAUAGAGAAGACUUGAAGAGAAAAAAAGAAAUGUUACAACGGCAGCAAGACUUGUGGGAGGAAGCUCAUCAACAGAGUCUAUCUAAAAUAAGUAGUUCCCCUGGAAUGACAAAUAAUGACAUAGAAACUCGACCUGAUAAGGGUCGAAGUUCACCUGCAAAUGUAGAAAGUAAUAAUUCUCAUCGAAGAUCAGCCUCAGCAGACUUUUGUCAAUUGAUUGAAAAUGACAUGGAAAACUUACGACAAGGACAUUUAAAGACGAGUAGACGUGGAACAGAUGUUUCAAGAUCAGACUCAAGAGCAUCUAUUCCUAAUUCUAGUUUUACAUCAAAUAAAAUGAACUUGCCUAUUCAUUUAAUUAGUGCUAAGAAUGAACAAAAAGUGAACCCCAUUAAUCCACAGCAGAUUCCAACAAAAUUAUCAGGACAAAAUUCAGCGUCGUCUUUAUCACAUAAACUGCCAUUUAAACUGGCAAGUAGUAAUAGUGCUAGUUCCCUGCCUACACAAGGAUCCAGUAGUCAAUUACCGACAAACGCCAGUAGUUCUAGUCUGAACCAAAAAUCUUAUACCUCAAAUCGGGCAAAUACAAAACUACCAGGACCUUCACAGUUGAUGGGUGUGAUGAAACUGGCUCAGCCUGGUGGCGCCAAAGGAAAAUCUCCGGUUUCUAAUGUUUCAUCAGAUGGUAAACAAGGAUCUCCCAAACAAGACCAAAAAGGAAAUAAAUCAGAUGGAGUCAUAUAUUUUUAACAUGAAUAAGAGGGUUGGAAUAGCAUAGGAAACAGGGAUGCAGAGCAGUUUAACUGACUCAUGUUAGAUAUGAAUUGACUUGUUGAGGAACAUGUGAUAUUAGACAUAACUAUAUUAAGUUAUGUCAGACCCAAAUGUGACUUUAAAGUCUGCUUACCAAUUAUUGAGUGUAGUAGCAGACGACAGAAUAUGUUAAUCUCAAACUUAAAUCAUGCUGGACAUGAUUUUGCUGUUUGUGUUCACUGAUAUAGACUAUGAACAGCAUUUAUUUUACAUCAUUGUGAUAAUUUUAUCAUGUAACCAUAGUAACCAUCUAAGGGAGGUAAUGUAGAGGUUUUAUGUGCCAUAUAUAUUUUCAAUUUUGUUUCAAAAAUGAAAAAGUUUGUUUUGUUUUUUUAAGUAAGCAACUUUUCAUCAGUAGAAUUGUAAAAAUAUGUUAAAAUUAUAAAAAGUUUUCUUGUCUGUACUUCAAACAUCAUAUUGUACGAGCUAGAUGUUUGUAAUUGUAGAAUUUAAUUGUGUAAAUUUUCAGUUUACUAAUUUGGAUUUUUAUUUUUAUAAUCACAAUUAGAAGUUUUUUCUUGGAAUAAAAUGGGAUAAAAAUAAAUAAAACUAUAUUUUGAGAAAAAAAAUUAGUUUCACAAAUAUAUAUAUAUAUAUUUUGAUGGGUCUAUGAAAAUAUGAGUUUUUAGAAAAAUAGAAGAAUGAAAGGGAUUUUUUUAAGAAUGAAAAGUCAAUUUUUGAAAUUAUGUUAGGUACAUGUUUAAUAUAGGAUUGUUGAUUUUUUUUAUAAACACUUUGUAGCAACUGGUUUGCACAAUGUUUUAUUAUAAGUACAUUAGGUGUUUAACUGAAAUGAAGCCGGAAUAAAGCACUGAAUUUUCAAAUGUGAAUUUUCUAAAUCUCAUGUAAAAAUAAAUCUAAUUAAACAAGGUUAUACAAUUUCCCAGUAUGCAUUUUGAUGACAAUUUGACAGCCUUUAUGACUAAUUUUAUGAUAUAGCAGAACAAAUAACAAAUCGGAAACAUCAGAACAUAUUCAUAUACAGAUAUGUUUAUAAAGUCAGGUGAUAACUGAUAAAAAAUUGGGUUAAUUCCAGAUUUGACAUUCCUACAUAUGAAGUAAAAAAUUGUUUUUAUGGUUUUGUUUUUAUAGAAAUUUUGGAUGUGCAGCAGUGUUUUUUGUUUUGAAUAGUAGAUUUUUGAUACAUUUAAUUUCAGUGUUGAUUGUUAAUAUAAAAGUGCUAAUUCACUAAAUGUUGUUGCAGGAAUUAAUCAAAUCUAAUUGAAUGAUUUGUUCUCGGGUACUACUUUUCAUAAACAUUCCAUUUUCCAUGUUUUUGCUCUCAUUUAUCAUAUUUUUAAUGGGUACAUAUGAAAUUAAAUUUGGAAUUAAGAAAAUAACAAAAAACAUACUUUUCAUUAUUUUCCGUUAAACUAAAACAAAUAAUUUAUGAUCUUUGGUUUUUUUUUUUAUUGUAUGGUACCCGAGAAUUAGCCAAUACAAAACCAGAUUUGAAAAAUCAAUUGUUGCAAGAAAAAAAAAUCAUAAGGCAAAAUAACCUCUUAAGUAGACGAGGAUUGGAUUUAAGUUCCAGGGAUUGAAUCAUGUUUCUGAUUUUCUAUGUACAUUGUAGAACAGACAUUAUUUUUUCUUCAAAAAAUGGCCAAAAAUAUUAUAGGAAUCAUGAGAAAGUGUAUAUGCUAGACUGAAGUGUACAAAGUAUCAGGGAUAACAUUUCAUUUGUAGGUCAAUAUUUGUAUAAAAUUGUAUAUUUUUGAUAGAUCAGUGUCUUCUCCAAACAUCCAUGAAAGAUGCUUGACAUCAAAUAUAGUAUACUGAUACAGUGCAAUGUAGAAAGGCUUAUUUAUUACCAAACUUUACAUGUAUGUAAAUACUCAAAACUACCAGAAGUAAUUCACUAUUUCAGAAUUUAAUGCAUUCUGGGUAAAAUUUUCAAAAACAUACACCAAAACAUUGUGAUUGGCUAACAACGUUGUAAACAAUGAAAAUUCAACCAAUGAUAUGAUGCUAUUUUCAUUUUGGGAUACAAACAAUGGAAUUACCCAUGAUCCUUUAGAUUCUGAAUUGACUAAUUGUUCACGGAGACAAAGAAAUUCCUCUUCUGUAAACAAGAUUAGAUUGUUUAACAUUUGAGAUAGAAGAGCAAUGCAAUUUGCUAAACUGAAAAAUUAGGCAGAACAUCAAGAGAGAAUUUUUCGAAAUUUUUUUAAACAUAUUGUUUAGUAUUAUUUAGUCUGACUUACUAAUGAGAGAAUUAUAAUUGAAAAGUAUAUCAGUUAAAUAAUAUGACUUAUGUGUUAAUAUUUUUUUUUAUAGUAAAAAUGUUCAUAUCAUCUAAGUUAAUAGAUAUUACUUAAUUUAUUACCAUAGCAAUAAAAGCAUUAUUGUUUAUUAUUUAUUGAUUUAGGAUUAUUACGAAAUAGUCCGAGUAAUUAUAUGAGUAAUUUGUAUUUUCGAAUAAGAGCAAUUUAUGGAUUUGCUUUAAUUGUUUGGUGUCAAUCACUAAAUAUGGACUUGUAAAACUGAAUGUCCGGAUCUAAUCUAUUUUGAUUGUUAAUGGUGUAAAUACCUGAUAUUAACCACUUUCGUGACCCUAAUUUCAGGGUUGAUUAAUUAACAUUGUUAUUUUCCCAUGAUAACUUUAUACAUUUUAUUAUUAAAUGAUUAAAAAUAUUGGUUUUUAGUAAAGGUGAAGAAACAA